GGCAGGUUGUCAGUCUCAGUAGUAAAGGCAGAGCUGCGUGCAGUGAUCCCCGGCUUUUGUUUCAACAGCUGAACGGUCACGUCGUCGUUCAACGCAAAAUGAAGCGAGUUUGGUUGAUAGGUCUUCUUUUUGCGCUCUUAGCCUUUGCUGCUGUAAAGGCAGAAGAUGAACUUGAUGUGGAUGGGACAGUAGAGGAGGACCUGGGUAAAAGCAGGGAUGGCUCCAGAACAGAUGAUGAGGUGGUGCAGAGAGAGGAGGAGGCUGUCCAGCUGGAUGGGUUGAAUGCAGCUCAGAUUAAGGAACUUAGAGAAAAGUCAGAAAAACAUGCCUUCCAGGCUGAAGUCAACCGUAUGAUGAAGCUGAUCAUCAACUCCCUCUACAAGAACAAGGAGAUCUUCCUUAGGGAGCUGAUUUCCAAUGCCUCUGAUGCUCUGGAUAAGAUCCGCUUGCUGUCUCUAACCAAUGAAGAUGCACUGGCCUCCAAUGAAGAGCUGACCAUCAAAAUAAAAUCUGAUAAGGAGAAGAACAUGCUCCACAUCACUGACACUGGUAUUGGAAUGACCAAAGAGGAGUUGGUGAAGAACUUGGGCACCAUCGCCAAGUCCGGCACCAGCGAGUUCCUCAACAAGAUGACAGAGAUGCAGUCUGAGGGACAGUCUACUUCAGAGCUGAUUGGCCAGUUUGGCGUGGGUUUCUACUCUGCUUUCCUCGUCGCUGACAAAGUCAUUGUGACGUCAAAGCACAACAAUGACACCCAGCACAUCUGGGAGUCAGACUCCAAUCAGUUCUCCGUCAUUGAGGACCCCCGCGGGACCACACUGGGCAGAGGAACCACCAUCACACUGGUCCUGAAAGAGGAGGCCUCAGACUAUCUGGAGCUGGAGACCAUCAAGAAUCUCGUCAAGAAAUACUCUCAGUUCAUCAACUUCCCCAUCUAUGUUUGGGCCAGCAAGACUGAGACAGUUGAGGAGCCCAUUGAGGAAGAUGCUGAGGCAGCAGAGGAACCAGAGAAAGAGGCUGCUGAAGACGAGGCUGAGGUAGAAGAGGAGGAGGAGGACAAAGACAAGCCAAAGACAAAGAAGGUUGAGAAGACUGUGUGGGACUGGGAACUGAUGAAUGAUAUCAAGCCCAUCUGGCAGAGACCAGCUAAGGAGGUUGAGGAGGAUGAGUACAAGGCUUUCUACAAGACAUUCUCCAAGGACAGCGACGACCCUCUGUCCCACAUCCACUUCACAGCUGAGGGUGAGGUUACCUUCAAGUCCAUCCUCUUUGUGCCCAGUUCAGCUCCCCGUGGCCUGUUUGACGAGUACGGCUCCAAGAAGAAUGACUACAUCAAGCUGUUUGUCAGGAGAGUUUUCAUCACGGACGACUUCAACGACAUGAUGCCCAAGUACCUGAACUUCAUCAAGGGAGUGGUUGACUCUGAUGACCUCCCACUGAAUGUGUCCAGAGAGACUCUGCAGCAGCACAAACUUCUCAAGGUUAUCCGUAAGAAGCUGGUGCGUAAGACUUUGGACAUGAUCAAGAAGAUCGCGGAGGAACAGUACAAUGAUAAGUUCUGGAAAGAGUUUGGAACCAACAUCAAGUUGGGUGUCAUUGAGGAUCACUCCAACAGGACCCGUCUGGCCAAGCUGCUGCGCUUCCAGACCUCCAACAGCGAAACCACCCUGUCCAGCCUGGAGCAGUAUGUGGAACGCAUGAAGGAGAAGCAGGACAAGAUCUACUUCAUGGCUGGUACCAGCAGGAAGGAGGCUGAGUCUUCUCCCUUCGUUGAGAGGCUGCUGAAGAAGGGCUACGAGGUGAUCUACCUGACAGAGCCUGUGGAUGAGUACUGCGUCCAGGCACUGCCCGAGUUUGACGGAAAACGUUUCCAGAACGUGGCGAAGGAGGGUGUCAAAUUUGAUGAGAGCGACAAGGCCAAGGAGAAGAGGGAGGCCCUGGAGAAAGAGUAUGAACCCCUCACCACCUGGCUGAAGGACAAGGCCCUGAAGGACAAGAUUGAGAAGGCCAUCCUCUCCCAGAGGCUCACCAACUCACCCUGUGCUCUGGUUGCCAGCCAGUAUGGCUGGUCAGGAAACAUGGAGAGGAUCAUGAAGGCACAGGCUUACCAGACAGGAAAAGACAUUUCCACGAAUUAUUAUGCCAGCCAGAAGAAAACGUUAGAAAUCAACCCUAAACAUCCUCUUAUCAAGCAGAUGCUUGCAAAAGUCAAUACUGACGCUGAGGACCAGACUGCUUCAGAUCUGGCCGUGGUUCUGUUUGAGACGGCCACUCUGCGCUCGGGCUACCAACUGACUGACACAAAGGCUUAUGGAGACAGGAUAGAGCGCAUGCUCCGACUCAGUAUGAAUGUACCCCUGGAUGAACAGAUUGACGAAGAACCAGAGGAGGAGCCAGAAGAGCCAGCAGAGGACGACUCUGAAGAUAAUGAAAUUGUAGAUGAGGAAGAUGAUGAAGAAACGCCAAAAACAGACAAAGAUGAACUGUGAAGCACUGAAUGGAAGAGCAUGUAACAAUGGAGCUGGAAAUGGGAUUUGACUCUUGUUUCAGCGCCAUCGUGGUCGACGUUAUCCUGGGUGGGGGUCCCUGGGUUGGGUUUUUUAAGGCGAGUUGUUUUUUUUUUUGUUCUUGUUUUUUUUUUUUUAUUACAUUCCUCAUGACUGUAAAUUUGUUAAUAUUUAACUGACUUGUUUAUGGAAAGAUGCGAU
Messenger RNA from Toxotes jaculatrix (banded archerfish), 2708 nucleotides. It is a transcript of the gene hsp90b1, whose product is annotated as heat shock protein 90, beta (grp94), member 1. The transcript is spliced from 18 exons. NCBI's taxonomy places the organism in Eukaryota, Metazoa, Chordata, Actinopteri, Toxotidae. Gene Ontology annotation, biological process: protein folding. Gene Ontology annotation, molecular function: ATP hydrolysis activity; ATP binding; ATP-dependent protein folding chaperone. The coding region runs from base 99 to 2489 and encodes 796 amino acids. The record is from RefSeq and is a predicted model, not a curated record.